Molecule: messenger RNA, 1013 nt
Organism: Camellia sinensis
Lineage: Eukaryota; Viridiplantae; Streptophyta; Magnoliopsida; Ericales; Theaceae
Product: MSF1-like family protein
Cellular component (GO): mitochondrial intermembrane space
Source: RefSeq, a predicted model, not a curated record
UGGCCCUAGGGUGAACAUAUUCCGCACAAACCCACCUCGCAUCGCAUAGCAGUUUGACCAUGACAUACAUACAUAGGCCGCCUCUCUGAGUUUCUCUCUCUCUCUCUCUGUUUCUGCGAUCUGUACGGCGAUUUCAUCAGUCCUUGCGAACACAGUUGAAGAAUUCGAAGAGGAACACGAUGGUUAAAGCAUACGCACAAGAGUACACCUACAAGCACCCAUGGGAGAGAGUAACCUCUGCAUCUUGGCGCAAGUUUUCUGAGCCGGAGAACAAGCGGGUUUUGUCCCAUAUCCUUGAAGUCGACACUUUGAACCGCAAGCUUGACCCUGAAGCAGGGAAGCUUUACACCACUCGUGCCAUCACUAUCCAUACCCCAGGACCGUGGUUCAUUUAUAAAAUUGUUGGUCAAGAAAUCUGCCACUGUGUUGAAUCAACAGUUGUUGAUGCCCGAUCCCGGUCAAUGCAACUGUCCACCCGCAACAUCAGUCUCCAGAAGUUUAUAGAAGUGGAGGAAAAGAUCAGGUAUGACCCUCACCCAGAUAAUCCAAAUGGGUGGACAAUUUGCAAGCAAGAGACUAGUAUAAGGAUUAAGCCACUAUCAGCUCUGGCAUCAAUGGCAGAGAAGAUAGAGCAACGAUGUGUUGAGAAGUUCCUGCAGAAUAGUGCCAAGGGUAGAGAGGUUAUGGAAAGAAUGUGCAAGUAUCUUGAAGCUGAAUCCACUGGAAUUUCGAUCUAGUACUGAAUCCAUCACUUGGAUUUUGGAGUUUUGAAUUGCUAGGUUCUAAGGAUUUUAGACUCUCGUAGAGAAUUAAUAGAACAAUCAAAGUGAAUUCUUCACUUUGGUAUUGAGCUCUUUCCAUGUUAAUGGUUUGGGCUGUUAAUCUCUUUUAGAAAAGAAAUCGAUGUGAAAAUGUAGGGCUGUAAAAAUACAGGAUUCUGAUAUUGGAAUCUCUCAUUUGGACGUGGGAAUUUUUAUUUAAUAAAACGUAGUUUGGGGAUGUGUUUUAGUUCA